AUGGACACGGUCAGGAGCAUCAGCGCCAGAGAUCCGGUCCGGUUUCGGGCUGGGGUUUGCCAGUACGACGAGGAGAGCAAGCAGUGCACGCCCAAGGCCGCUGGCGGGACGGUGACGAUCCAGCCUUCGGAGGAGGCAGAAGGCUUCUACGACUUUGUGUGGCGGCCCGAAGAGGAAGCGCGUGGGGCAGAUGCGAUCGAGCUGAUCUUGAUCCCCGGGGAGACGCGGUGGGUUCACAUCCAGUCGUGCAAGACGGGGCGUGUGUUCUGCCUAGUUUUCUCGUCGGGCGAGAAGUACUUCUUCUGGAUGCAGGAGCGGAGCGCGGAGGACGCCGGGGCGCUGAGCGAGCAGGACCGGCAGGCGCUGGCGCGGAUCGAGAACGCGCUGCGGGUGGCGGAGGAGGGCGGCGAGGAGGAAGACGUCGAGAUGGCAGACGCCGAGCCGUCUGCACCGGAGCAUAUGUAA
Molecule: messenger RNA, 465 nt
Organism: Eremothecium gossypii ATCC 10895
Lineage: Eukaryota; Fungi; Ascomycota; Saccharomycetes; Saccharomycetales; Saccharomycetaceae
Gene: RPN13
Product: proteasome regulatory particle lid subunit RPN13
Exons: 1
Coding region: 1-465 (154 amino acids)
Biological process (GO): ubiquitin-dependent protein catabolic process
Cellular component (GO): nucleus; cytoplasm; proteasome regulatory particle, lid subcomplex
Molecular function (GO): endopeptidase activator activity; ubiquitin binding; proteasome binding
Source: RefSeq, marked provisional